Molecule: messenger RNA, 2091 nt
Organism: Hydractinia symbiolongicarpus
Lineage: Eukaryota; Metazoa; Cnidaria; Hydrozoa; Anthoathecata; Hydractiniidae
Product: growth hormone secretagogue receptor type 1-like
Exons: 1
Coding region: 484-1593 (369 amino acids)
Biological process (GO): G protein-coupled receptor signaling pathway
Cellular component (GO): membrane
Molecular function (GO): G protein-coupled receptor activity
Source: RefSeq, a predicted model, not a curated record
UCUAUAUAAUAACAUAAAAAUGCAUUGAAAAAAAAUGAUUUCAAUUAUUACAAGCAGCGUCUUAUGAACAUGCAAACGUUAAAAUUUUCUGGGUAUAUUUGUAUUUACUUGCGUUGAAAAAAAAGCUAUUUGAUUGGUUAAAUCAUCGUGGGAGUUGCAAUUACAAACAAAAUUACAAUUUGAUUGCUUAAAUUAACAACGCUGAAAGAAAUACAGAUAUUCCUGAAGAAUUCGAUAAAAUAGAAGUAUAAAGCUGUUUUUGUGAGAAAGAACAGUUGGCUGUAAAAAGAAUCAAACUUGUGCGUAAUUAAAAUCAGUUUUCUUUCAAGAGACUCAUGAUUACUGUUGAAUCAUAAAUGAGUCUUUUCCUUGGAAAGAGUUGAGAAGGAAGGAUGCUUAUUGCACCAUUGCUGUUGUUUCAGUUAUAAAAUAGUAAAUUUUUCGUCCUUGCCUAGGUUUAGUUGGAAAUAAGAUCGGUUGACUAUGUUUACUAACAACAGUACUGAAUUAUCACCAAUAAAAGAAAUUCGACCAAUGGUUGGCUGUGCUCUUGAAUUUAAACCGGUAUAUCAUGUGUGUGGUGGGAUUCUUGCAUUCCUCAUAAUUUCAGUUAAUGUGUUUGUUCUACACUUAUUUAUCAAGAACAGUAAGUUGAGGGCGUUACCUGCAAACUAUUUGUUGAUAAGUUUGUCAGUAAAUGAUUUACUGUCUGGUAUUUCCGUUUUAAUCCAUUUUAUACCGUAUUACUACUUGGAUUUUCACGGGUGUGGUCGAAUGAUUCAAAACUUUGACCAUUCAUAUUUUUUAGCUGCUGAUAUUACUACGUAUGUGCUACUCAUAUCAACAGUUGCACAUUUAGUCCUCUUAUCUAGUGAGCGAUGCAUAUCGUUGUUAUAUGCGUUGCGUUAUCAACUUCUAAUAACGCGUGGUCGCGUGUUAAUCGCUUUAUUCUUAGCUUGGGCCAUUGGUUUUGUAGCUGGUGUCAUACAGCUAAUAUGGACUUUACCAUUUUUAUAUUCACCAAGUUAUGAAACUCAGAAGAAGAUGAUAUUAUUAAAUCAAGUUUAUACUAAAGUCAUGAUAAUCGGCUUUGCGUUCAUUCCAGUGUUCAUUCUCACCGUUGAAUAUACAUGGUUAUUGCUAUUGGUGCGCCGUUUGGUCAAAUCAGUACCAAAAAUUGACAGGUCACAUAAAUCCUUGAAAGAAAAGAAAACUUUAAUUAUUUACUGCAGUAUGUUCGUAUCGUUCCUAACCUUCUGCGUACCUUACUUAUUGAUAAAGUUGCUAAUUAGCGAACACACGAAGUCUGUUGAAAAGUUACCUGCUGAGUUUCUGGAGGGAGUCUUCCUCUUGCGAUUUGUUAUUUCGUUGGUGAAUCCAUUGUUGUAUACGCUUUAUAAAAGUGACUUUCGACGAGCAGCAAAAAUGUUGUUUUCGUUUUGCUGGAUGGAAAGAAAAAGAGGAAGCAGUAUUAGUUUUACUUCAUACCUCCACAACACUGAACACACGGUGGACGAUAGAUCGUUACUGCACCCUAGUAACAAUAAUGGUAGACAUGAAAGAUAUGAAAUGGCAACCCGUAAUUACCGAUGAAGAUAUUUCUUUUAUAAGUUUCAUUUUUAUGAGAAAAAAGUUUUUUUUUAAAGUCAAAUUACUUUCUUUUCUUACUCGACCAUCUAUUAUAUGGUCAUAGGCUUCGCGCACAUAUAUCCCCCCCUUCCCUUAUAAACGGUUUCCAUUCACCACACGAAGCUCCUUCAUAUUGUUCUAUAUUUUUGGCUGUUUUGUUCCUUUUUAUCAGGGUUGCAGGAAGAAGAGUCUUCUGCUUUUAGUCCUCCAUUGUAGUAAAUUUAAAUACAUCAAUUUUAAAAAAUUUUGAGCAUUUUAUUUUUCAAACAAAAUACUGCCUGACAUUUAUUUUGGACACUUAUUUAUUUUUUAAAACACUUAACGUCGAAACAUCUUUGAGCUCAAUUUAUUGAGUUUUCUGAACUCGUGCUAUUACUUUUCCAACAUUUAAUAAAAAAAAUAGUUUACAGUAUAUAAAUAUAUUUUUUUACAUUUUGUGCCUUGUAAAAUUACUGUAAUAGU